This is a messenger RNA of Calypte anna (Anna's hummingbird), 1371 nucleotides long. RefSeq names its product serpin family E member 3 (gene SERPINE3). Gene Ontology annotation, molecular function: serine-type endopeptidase inhibitor activity. Gene Ontology annotation, biological process: negative regulation of endopeptidase activity. The record is from RefSeq and is a predicted model, not a curated record. Lineage: Eukaryota; Metazoa; Chordata; Aves; Apodiformes; Trochilidae.
AUGCAGCCUCAUGACUUAGUCUUUAUUCCACUACCUAUUAAAGAAGGAGACAAGAGGUACAUAGGCAGCUUCCAUUCAGACACCCAGAAGGACAGAGAAAGGCAAGACCAUUUAACAGAGCUGACUGUGUGAUUAGCUGGUGGAGAGUGUUCCCAGCUCACCUUUAUGUUGCCUAUUUUCUUCUCUGCAUUUAUCCUGUCUGCUUGGUGCUUCACCAAAGGAAACAGCAUCUCCUAUGAUGAGCUGAAAGAACUGAAGACUGAAUUUGCCAUCAAGCUCUACAAGCAUGUAUCUGAAACAGAGAACAGAACCAACCUGAUACUCUCACCAGCAAUUGUGGCUAUUUCUUUGGAGCUGCUGCAGUUUGGAGCUGAAGGAAAUACCUUUGCAGAGCUGCAGGAUGCCCUAGGAUACAACAUUCAUGACCCAAGUGUGGAGGGUUUCUUGCACGCAGCGGAUGAGGGAGGGACCGAGCCCAGCCCAGGCAGGGUGGUUCAGCUGGCAUCUUCCUUCUUCGUGGAUGCUGGGGUGCAGCUCUCACCCCACUUUAUUGCACAUGCUGCACGCUGGGCAAACAGCAGCCUGCAGCAAAUCAACUUCACUGACCCAAACAGAACCACAGCCCAAAUAGAAGAAUGGAUCACCAGGAACCUCGGAGAUGGGGAUGUGCAUGGCAUGCCACUGGAGAGUGCAAGGUCAUCACUCAGCCAGGUCACCUUGGUGAGCACCAUGUACUUCAAAAGCACGUGGCAAAAGAAGUUUUCCUUUAUGGAUACCCAGAUGUUGCCUUUUACCACAGCAGAGGGCUCAACCCUGAAAGUGCCCACAAUGCAUCACACAGAUGAAGUUAAUUAUGGCCAGUUUCAGACCACAGCCCUGGAGGCUGUCAGUGUGAUGGAGUUACCAUACUUGGGGGAGAAACUCAGCAUGUUCCUAGUGCUUCCCAGCCACAAAGGAACAACUUUGUCCCAGAUCGAGUCUCACCUUUCUGCUAAAACCAUAACCCUCUGGGCCAACAGCUUAAAGAGAAUGAAGAUGGACAUUUUUCUACCUAGGUUCAGUAUUCAAAGCCUUUUUGACCUAAAGACAGUUUUUUCUGCCUUGGGAAUUAGAGAUGCAUUUGAUCCCAUCACUGCUAAUUUUAAAGGUAUUUCAGAGCAAAGUAGCCUUUAUAUUUCAGAAGCUAUUCACAAAGCAGAGAUUGAAGUAACAGAAGAUGGUACGAAGGCAUCAGGAGCUACUGCAAUGGUGUUACUGAAAAGAUCUCGAACACCUAUUUUCAAAGCAGACAGACCCUUCCUGUUCUUCCUGAGACAAGCUAACACAGGUAUGCAUGCUCUCUGUUUCAAGAGCAGAAUCCUUCACAAGUAG